CUUCUCAUGACAGAACAGACAAACAGACAAUCCUUCAAAAAUAUCAUGCCACUCUAUUAAUUGUUAUUAUUAUUCGCAUUUUCCUUCUUUAACAUCUUCCCCUCAAUAAAUACUCCUUUCAUUUCCUUCUCUCCACUCCAAACAACAUUUAAGAAAACCCUUAAACCUCUUUGCCUUUUUUAUUUUUCGUUUCAUUUUCGACGAAAUAACAAUGAGGGAAAUCCUUCACGUGCAAGGAGGCCAAUGCGGGAACCAAAUCGGAUCCAAGUUUUGGGAAGUGAUCUGCGACGAGCACGGUGUUGAUCCUACCGGAAAGUACAAUGGAGAUGGAUCAUCCGAUAUCCAACUGGAGCGGAUCGAUGUGUAUUACAACGAGGCUUCCGGUGGAAGGUACGUCCCUCGUGCGGUUCUCAUGGAUCUUGAACCCGGUACCAUGGAUAGUAUCAGAUCCGGUCCCAUUGGCCAGAUCUUUAGACCUGAUAAUUUCGUGUUUGGACAAUCCGGUGCCGGAAACAACUGGGCCAAAGGUCAUUACACUGAAGGAGCUGAGUUGAUUGAUGCUGUUCUUGAUGUUGUUCGUAAAGAGGCCGAGAAUUGUGAUUGCCUGCAAGGCUUCCAGGUAUGUCAUUCACUCGGAGGAGGCACAGGCUCUGGCAUGGGAACUCUCCUGAUAUCAAAAAUCAGAGAGGAGUAUCCCGACAGAAUGAUGAUGACAUUUUCUGUUUUCCCUUCACCCAAAGUUUCUGACACCGUUGUGGAGCCUUAUAAUGCCACCCUUUCUGUGCAUCAGUUGGUAGAGAAUGCUGAUGAAUGCAUGGUUCUUGACAAUGAGGCACUUUAUGAUAUUUGCUUCCGAACCCUGAAGCUCACUACUCCAAGCUUUGGAGAUCUAAACCACUUGAUUUCUGCUACUAUGAGCGGUGUAACAUGCUGCCUAAGGUUCCCCGGACAGCUGAACUCUGACCUCCGAAAGUUGGCUGUGAACCUGAUCCCGUUCCCACGUCUUCACUUCUUUAUGGUUGGUUUUGCACCACUUACAUCUCGUGGUUCUCAGCAGUACGUUUCUCUCACUGUCCCAGAGCUAACUCAGCAGAUGUGGGAUGCGAAGAACAUGAUGUGUGCUGCUGACCCUCGCCAUGGUCGCUACCUGACAGCGUCAGCCAUGUUCCGAGGCAAGAUGAGCACCAAAGAGGUUGAUGAACAGAUGAUGAAUGUCCAGAACAAGAAUUCAUCUUACUUCGUGGAGUGGAUUCCCAAUAAUGUGAAAUCCAGUGUUUGUGAUAUCCCACCAAGGGGUCUGAAGAUGUCUUCUACUUUCAUAGGGAACUCCACGUCAAUCCAGGAGAUGUUUAGGAGGGUGAGCGAGCAAUUCACAGCGAUGUUCCGUCGCAAGGCCUUUUUGCAUUGGUAUACUGGUGAGGGAAUGGAUGAGAUGGAGUUCACAGAAGCAGAGAGCAACAUGAAUGACUUGGUUGCAGAGUAUCAACAAUAUCAGGACGCAACUGUGGAAGAUGAGGAAGAGUACGAGGGGGAAGAGGGUCUUGAUGAGAACUAUGAGACCUAAAAUGCGUUGGCAAUUACCAUAUAUCAAAACCUGCAUGAAGUUCGAGAAUAGCAGCAACUUUUGCCUAGUUAUAUACUGCCGUGUGGCUAUCCGUGUGUGUCUAAAUUUUCUGCUCUGUUCGUUCCUUUGUAUUCCGACAAUGAAGAUGUUUGCUUUUCUUCAGACAUUCAAAUAAAGAAACGAUCAGUUUCAGUUUUA
Gossypium raimondii (Peruvian cotton) is the source of this 1762-nucleotide messenger RNA. Its product is annotated as tubulin beta-6 chain. The coding region runs from base 212 to 1564 and encodes 450 amino acids. The record is from RefSeq and is a predicted model, not a curated record. Gene Ontology annotation, biological process: microtubule cytoskeleton organization; mitotic cell cycle. Gene Ontology annotation, molecular function: structural constituent of cytoskeleton; GTPase activity; GTP binding. NCBI's taxonomy places the organism in Eukaryota, Viridiplantae, Streptophyta, Magnoliopsida, Malvales, Malvaceae. Gene Ontology annotation, cellular component: cytoplasm; microtubule. The transcript has 3 exons.